CACCCCCCGGGCCGCCCGGGCCCCAGGCCUUCCCCGCGCUCCUCCUCCCUCUCUCCACACUCUGCUGCGACCCGGGUGCCGCUGCCGUCCGCCAGCCUCGCCGUCUCCGGGGCAAGUUCUUCUCCUCCUCGGGCUCUCCUUUCACACACGCGCGCGCGCGCCCUGGCUCGCUGGGCCGCCCCCUUUUCUCCUGCCCUCCUCACCCUCACAGUCCUUUAAACGCCGCCGUCGGGGGUGGGCGGAGGAUUGAUGUCCCUUCAGCAUCAUGCAGCCGCCGCCGAGGAAGGUGAAAGUUACACAAGAGCUGAAAAACAUUCAAGGUGAGCAGAUGACAAAACUGCAAGCCAAGCAUCAGGCGGAGUGUGAUCUACUGGAAGAUAUGAGGACUUUCAGUCAGAAGAAGGCUGCUAUUGAAAGAGAGUAUGCACAGGGUAUCCAGAAAUUGGCUAGUCAAUAUCUGAAGAGAGAUUGGCCUGGAAUAAAAAGUGAUGAUCGGAAUGAUUACAGGAGUAUGUAUCCUGUUUGGAAAUCUUUUCUUGAGGGGACAAUGCAGGUAGCCCAGUCUCGGAUCAAUAUAUGUGAAAACUAUAAAAACUUCAUUUCUGAACCUGCAAGGACAGUAAGAAGCUUAAAAGAACAGCAACUAAAACGGUGUGUGGACCAGUUGACAAAGAUCCAAACAGAAUUACAAGAAACUGUGAAAGAUUUAGCAAAAGGCAAAAAGAAGUACUUUGAGACUGAACAGAUGGCUCAUGCAGUCAGAGAGAAAGCUGACAUUGAAGCAAAGUCUAAACUUAGUCUUUUUCAAUCAAGAAUCAGUUUACAGAAAGCAAGUGUGAAGUUAAAAGCCCGGCGAUCUGAGUGUAAUUCCAAAGCCACCCAUGCAAGGAAUGAUUACCUUCUUACACUAGCAGCAGCAAAUGCACAUCAGGACCGCUACUAUCAAACAGAUUUAGUUAACAUUAUGAAGGCUCUUGAUGGAAAUGUGUAUGACCACCUCAAGGAUUAUUUAAUAGCUUUCAGCCGGACCGAGCUAGAAACUUGCCAAGCUAUACAGAACACAUUCCAGUUUUUACUAGAAAACUCCAGCAAGGUGGUACGGGACUAUAACCUUCAGCUGUUUCUACAAGAGAAUGCUGUAUUUCACAAGCCUCAGCCCUUCCAGUUCCAGCCUUGUGACAGUGAUACUAGUUUAAAAGCUGCCCAACUGGUGGAUAUUGAGCUCUCCCCUGUCAGUGCUCUGAGAAUGACCAUAGCUGAGAGUCGACAGUUAGAAUCAGAAACUGGUACCACAGAGGAACACAGUCUAAAUAAGGAGGCUCGGAAAUGGGCCACACGUGUGGCACGUGAGCACAAAAAUAUUGUUCAGCAGCAGCGGGUUCUAAAUGAUCUGGAAUGUCAUGGAAUUGCUGUAUCAGAACAAAGUCGAGCAGAGCUGGAACAGAAAAUAGAUGAAGCUAGAGAAAAUAUCCGUAAAGCAGAGAUAAUUAAAUUGAAAGCUGAAGCCCGGCUAGAGCUACUAAAGCAGAUUGGGGUUUCUGUGGACACGUGGCUGAAGAGCGCCAUGAACCAAGUGAUGGAGGAGCUAGAAAAUGAGCGGUGGGCCCGCCCUCCAGCUGUGACCAGCAACGGCACUCUACAUUCGCUUAACACAGAUGCUGAAAGAGAAGAAGGAGAAGAGUUUGAAGACAACAUGGAUGUUUUUGAUGACAGCAGCUCCAGCCCUUCUGGCACUUUAAGGAAUUAUCCACUUACCUGCAAAGUUGUUUAUUCCUAUAAGGCUUCUCAACCAGAUGAGUUGACCAUUGAGGAGCAUGAGGUGUUAGAAGUGAUUGAAGAUGGAGAUAUGGAAGACUGGGUAAAGGCUCGAAAUAAAGUUGGACAAGUGGGUUAUGUUCCAGAAAAAUACCUACAGUUUCCCACCUCAAACAGCCUACUGAGCAUGCUGCAGUCCUUGGCUGCUCUGGACAGUCGGUCCCACACAUCCAGCAAUUCCACAGAAGCAGAACUCGUUUCAGGCAGCCUCAAUGGAGAUGCUAGUGUCUGUUUUGUGAAAGCACUUUACGAUUAUGAGGGCCAGACGGGUGAUGAAUUGUCCUUUCCUGAGGGAGCAAUUAUCCGUAUCUUGAACAAAGAAAACCAAGAUGAUGAUGGCUUCUGGGAAGGGGAGUUCAGUGGUCGAAUUGGCGUUUUCCCAUCGGUGCUAGUGGAAGAACUCUCAGCCUCAGAGAGUGGCGACACUCCGUGGACAAGAGAGGUUCAGAUCUCUCCAUCCCCCAAGCCGCACACAUCCCUGCCUCCACUGCCGCUGUAUGACCAGCCUCCCAGCAGCCCUUAUCCCAGUCCAGAUAAGAGGAGCUCCCAGUUCUUCCCCCGGUCUCCUUCAGCCAAUGAAAACAGCCUUCAUGCCGAAUCACCAGGGUUCUCACAAGCAUCAAGGCAGACUCCUGACACCUCAUAUGGCAAGCUGCGGCCUGUUCGGGCGGCACCCCCACCACCCACACAGAACCACCGACGGCCAGCUGAGAAAAUGGAGGAUGUAGAGAUCACACUGGUGUGAUAGUGGGUUUACCUUCCGUUCUUGCUACAAUCGAGGCCGGGCUUGGAGUUUGGCCAGUCGUUUCUAGGCACCUUUGCAUGAUGAUGACUCUUGAACAGAGCAAAACUGAGGAGGAUUCUAUGUGACCGGUUGGCCUGAUUGUGCCUUUUUUGUUGUCAUUUUCUGUCAUCUCUCCUACCAUAGCACAAACCAUAGCGGGUCCUAGAAGCAGAGGGGAGCAGCUCUCAUGCCUUAUGGAGGCCCAUUUUUAUAUGAGACUCAAGGCCAGGCCCAGAUCCAGGGCACAGACCCAGAAUUACUGAUCAUGUGCACUUGUACAGUAUAUUACUGUGGCCACAAGGCUGUGGCAAAGAUCUCAUCUUUCUUCAAGUGGAUUUUGCUCUUCUGAUUAAGUAUUAAUCAGAUUAUGUUGGCUAUAUAAGGAAACAAGAAGGAUCCAGGAGAGGCUGGCUCCUCCCUGAGGUUCAUAUUCAUACUGAAAAUGCAACUUUACUGGGAAGAAAGUGGACUGCCUGAGCUUAGCACCAAUUACAUUAAUGCACAUCUCUUCCACAACUAACAGAUUUAAAAUAACAGUGUCCUUUGUAUUAAUAUUUAUGCCAUUCAUUUAGUAUUAGUGGGCUAACCUGGAGGGGCUGAAGCCACAUCUUGCCCAUCACAUAGACUAGUAGAAGGGAGAUUAUGGCAGAAGCAGCAAUGGAGCUUCCAGAUCUGAAAUGAGCCACUUGAAUGUUCUUUCCGUCUUUGGGUAUUUCCCUCUUAGUUUUACAGUGUAUACCCUCUGACCAGUAUCCUUUGAACCCAAGUAUCGGGCUGCAGUAAGGACAUGGGCCUAUAUUGUGCAGCUUCUCUACUGGGAAGGCCCUUAUAUUAUUUUUAUUCCCAAGCCAGAGUACUGGCCCAGACACUGGGUUGUAAUUGGUGCAGAUAGACCAGCUGUCGCCUUCAGAAAGUGCAGCUUCAGGUCCUACUGCCCUGACAUUGUCUGGGGUGAAGAACCUAUGAGCCCUGGAGGAAACCUGCUUCCUGUGGAAAGGACUGCACAUCUGCACAGGUGAAACCAAGGAGACCAAACCUGCAGGUCCUGGAGAGCCGCAGCAGCAGGGCCCUGAAGGGCUGCCCGCACUAUGGACUGUGGGUCUUCUUGACCUAGGGAACAAAGUGAUGUUUGCCAAUUCUCUUUUACCUUGGUUAGGAAGUGAAAUUCACAGAUUUAAAGGUUGUAUGAUGCUUUGAAAUUUCCAUCCCUCCUGAGAAUCUCUAAAAACUUGAAAUGUUCACAUGUCCCCGUGGGAUUUUUGACUGAUGAUCACUUUAGCGAUGAUACUCUGGUGAAUCUUCUCCAUGAAUCUGAAUUUUUGUUUUUUGCAUUUAUCAGUUGAUCUAUUUGAGGUCUUUUUAUGUUUAUCAAACUUAUUCUUAAGUUUAAAAAAUUAAAGGCUGUUUUAAGAUUUUCAAAUUUGCUGAUCUUUAAAGUGCUUGUAAUAGAGCAUUUCAUGCCACCCUGUCUUGUAUUCUCUUUAGCUAACCAAAUUGUCCUUGGAUUUGAGUUUCCCAUAACCUCAGUUAUUUGAACUCUUUUGUUAUAUUAAAAUAUUUUUUGGAAGAGCUGCUAAUUUUAUUUUAAGGAACAAAGUUGUAAAAAUAUGCCUUUUUAAAAAAUAACCCUUCUCUCCAGGCCGCAUAACCCAGCAUCACCAUGCACAGGUCAGGGCUCAGAGGGAGCCUCCGUGCAGAUGCGCUUUCUUUACAGUGGCUGAAAAAAUUUGUAUUUAUUAUGUAUAAAAUGUUGAAUAAUAAAAAGUGGAAUUAAGUUUUCCAAGUGUCCUGAUAAAAAA
This is a messenger RNA of Onychomys torridus (southern grasshopper mouse), 4398 nucleotides long. It is a transcript of the gene Fchsd2, whose product is annotated as FCH and double SH3 domains 2. Gene Ontology annotation, molecular function: protein binding. The coding region runs from base 266 to 2560 and encodes 764 amino acids. The transcript has 21 exons. Gene Ontology annotation, cellular component: neuromuscular junction; recycling endosome. The record is from RefSeq and is a predicted model, not a curated record. Gene Ontology annotation, biological process: regulation of actin filament polymerization; neuromuscular synaptic transmission. Lineage: Eukaryota; Metazoa; Chordata; Mammalia; Rodentia; Cricetidae.